Rhincodon typus (whale shark) is the source of this 6747-nucleotide messenger RNA. Its product is annotated as zinc finger protein 501-like. The record is from RefSeq and is a predicted model, not a curated record. The transcript has 3 exons. The coding region runs from base 474 to 1847 and encodes 457 amino acids. Lineage: Eukaryota; Metazoa; Chordata; Chondrichthyes; Orectolobiformes; Rhincodontidae.
AUCCCCGCCUGCCGGAGCGAUCCUGAGGAGCAGUCGCUGUUUUCCUCGGCUCCAGAAAAGCAUGUUAGAAAAGGAUAUGCAGCUUGGAAGCUCGAACUAAAUAACACUAACAAGAUCUGAGCGAGCCAUUUUAUUCAUUUAGCACUGGACAUUGUUGGCCUUUGAAUGUGACUGGAUGUCAGAGACAUCAGGACAGUGUGUGACCUGAAUGGAACUUGAAGGUGAUUGUGUACACAUCCACCUGCUGCCCUGCUCCUUCUCGGUGGUGGAGGCUGAAUGUUUGGAAGAUUCUGUCAAAGUUCUGGUCAAGUUGUAGGUGUCUAAAAUCCAUCUCCUUCAGUCCCUAUCUUCACACAAAAGGCAGACUCUUGUGAGAGAUUCUCUCUUAUUCCCUUGUUUUUCAUUUGACGUCAAUUUCACAGGACAUUAGAAGAGGAAGAUUUAGAAACCAACCAUCAUCUCACCAUGAUCUGAUGGAUUUGUCCAUUUUAUCACAAAUUAAAUGUGAUCAGAUUUUCAACAUGGAAGGAAAAAGCUCCUUUCCCAGUGAAGGGAAACCAUACACGUGUGUGUGUGGACAAGGUUUCAGCCAAUCAUCAGACCUCACAAACCACAAAUGCAGUCACACUGGGGAGAAACUGUGGAAAUGUGGGGAUUGUGGGGAGGAAUUUAUUUCCCCAUCUGAGUUGGAAACUCAUCGAUGCAGUCAUACCAGUAACUGGCCAUUCACAUGCUCUGUGUGCGGAAAGGGAUUCACUCAGUUAUCUAACCUGCUGCAACAUCAGCCUGUUCACACUGAGGAGAGACCAUUUCAAUGUCCCGACUGUGGAAAAUGCUUUAAAACGUCCAGGGACCUGACGUCCCAUCAACUAGCUCACAUUAAUGAGAGACCUUUCAAAUGCCCAGACUGUGGAAAAUGUUAUAAAACCUCUGGGGACUUGACAUCCCAUCAACAUGCUCAUACUAAUGAGAGACCUUUUAAAUGCCCAGACUGUGGAAAAUACUAUAAAACGUCUGGGGACCUGAUGGCCCAUCAAAGUGCUCACACGGAGGAGAGACCUUUUAAAUGCCCAAACUGUGGGAUGUGCUUUAAAAGUUCCAGGGACUUGAUGUCCCAUCAACUUGCUCACAUUAAUGACAGACCUUUUAAAUGCCCAGCCUGUGGGAAGUGCUACAAAACCUCCAGGGACCUGAUGGCCCACCAACGUGUUCACUCUGAGGAGAGGCCAUUCAGGUGCUCUCUCUGUGGUACUGGGUUCAGGCGAUCAUCUGACCUCACAGAGCACCAGCAGGUUCACAUUGGGAAGAGACCAUUCAGCUGCUCCGAGUGUGGGAGGGGAUUCACUCGGUCAUCCAACCUGCUGAGACACCAGCAAGUUCACACUGCGGAGAGAUCUUUUAAAUGCCCAGACUGCGGGAAGUGCUACAGAAGUUCCUGGGGACUGACUUGUCAUCAACGUGUUCACACUGAGGAGAGACCUUUUAAAUGCUCAGACUGUGGGAAGUGCUUUAGGAAUUCUGUGGAAUUGAAGUCCCAUCAACGUGUUCACACUGAGGAGAGACCUUUCAAAUGCUCAGAAUGUGGGAAUCACUAUACAAGUUCCUGGGGACUGUUUUAUCAUCAACGUGUUCACAUUGAGGAGAGACCUUUCAAAUGUCUGGUCUGUGGGAAGUGCUAUCGAAGUUCUGUGGAACUGAUCUCCCAUCAACAUGUUCACAUGAUGAGAGACCUUUCAGGUGCUUUCAUUGUGGGACUGGGUUCAGGCGAUCAUCUCAACUCUCAGUACACCAGUGAGUUCACACAGGGGAGAAAGCAUUUACCUGCUCCAUGUGAAAAAAACAGUUAGCUCACUCAUCAACCCUGCUGAGGCAGCAGAGAGAUCACACUUGGGGUGGGGUGGGGUGGGGUGGGGGGGGGGGGGGGGGGACUGUUCAUCUGCUCCAUGUCAGGGAAGGAAUUCACCACACCAAUCCUGCUGAGACAGCACAGAGUUCACACAUCUCAGUGGCGAUUGGACUUUGCUGUUCAUCACAUUCAGGAAUUUAAGCAGAAGUUUUCAUAUUCUGGAUAAAAGUUAAAUAAAUUAGCUUUAUGUUAAACACAGUGUGGCAGGUCAUUGUAAGGGUGUGAUCAUGGAGUACUUGAAGAGUCAGCAUGACUUCGUCAAAGUGGGGGGGUUCAUGCCUGACUGACCAGUUAGUAUUCUUUUGAGGAUGGACUGAGCAAUGUGGACAAAGGAGAGCCAGUAGAUGUGAUCUAUUGGAUUUCCAUAAGGCAUUUGACAAGGUGCCAUCCAGGUAGCUGCGAAAUAAGGUAGGAGUUCAUGAAGUUACGAGCAAGGUACUGGCAUGGAUUGAGGAUUGGCAGACUGGAGAAGGCAGAGAGUUGGGAGAAAGGGGUCUUUUUUUCAGGAUGGCAGCUGGAUGACUAGUAAAGUUCUGCAGGGGUCAGUGUUGGUACCACAAGUAUUUAUGUUACGCAUUAAUGAUCUGGACAAAGGAAUUGAGGACAUUCUUGCUAAGUUUGCAGAUGACACAAUGAUAGGUGGAGGGGCAGGUUGUAUUGAGGAAGUGGGAAGGCUUCAGAAUGACUCGGACUCUGGCUAGGAGAUUGUAUUCCACCUGCCACUUCUCUGACCAGUGUGGGAAAGUGUGAAGUUAUACAUUUCGGUCAGAAGACUGGAGGCAUAGACUAUUUUCUGAACAGGGACAGGCUUCAGAAAUCUGAAGUCCUAAGGGACUUGGGAGUUCUAGUUCAGAAUUCUCUAAGUUAACAUGCAGAUUCAGUUGGUGGUUAGGAAAGCAAAUGCAAUGUAGGCAUACCUUACAAGAGAGCUAUCAAACAAGAGCAGAGACAUACUGCUGAGGCUGUAAAAGGCUCUGGUCAUAUUGCACAUGGAAUAUUGAGUAGUUUUGGGCCCUGUAUCUGAGGAAAGAUGUGCUUGUGUUGGAGGGGUCCAGAGCAGAUUUACAAGAUUGAUUGCAGGGAUAAGGGAUUGCCAUAUCAAAAAAGUAGUCACAUAUUAGAUAUAAACAAUUGGGUUUAAAUGAAUCUCUUACACAGUAUAAAGAGUGUUGGGGUAUUCCUAAGAGGGAGAUCAGGAAGGCAAAGGAAGGAUGUGAAACAGUCUUAGCAAAUGAGGUUAAGGAGACUGUAUAAGUACAUUAGGAGCAAGAGAGCAACUAGCGAGGGAGUAGGGCCCCUUAAAGGUGAACGGGGUCUUUUGAACCUCAGGAAAUGGGAGAGAUAUUAAAUGAAUAUUUCAUGUCAGUUUUUACUGUGGAAAGAGAAAUGGAGGCUAGAGAACUCAGAAAUAAAUAUUGAUGUUUUGAAAACCGUUCAGGUUACAGAGAGGAAGUUCGGGAGGUCUUAGAAAAUGUAAAGGUGGAUAAUUCUCUGGGACCUGAUGUAGUGUAAUCUAGGACAUUAAGGUAAGUUAGGGAAGAAAUUUCGGGGCUUCUUGCAGAAAUAUUUGUAUCGUCUAUAAAUACGGGUGAGGUGCCAAAUGACUGGAGUGUAGCUAAUGAUGUGCAUUUGUUUAAAAAGGGAUGUAAGGAGAAGCUAGGGAACUGUAGACCUGUGGGUCCAACUUCAGUGGUGGGUACGUUGUUAAAAGUAAUUCUGAAAGGUAGGAUUUAUAUGCAUUUGGAGAAGCAAGGAAUGAUUGGGGCUAUUCAGCAUGCUUUUAUGCGAGGGAAAUCGUGUCUCCCAAAAUUAAUUGAGUUUUUUUGAGGAAGUAACUAAGAUGAUUGUUGAGAGCAGAUUAGUACACAUUGUUUACUUGUACUUUGGUGAAGCCUUUGACAAGAUUCUGCCUGGUAGACUAAUUAGUAAAGUUAGCUCACAUAGGAUUCAUGGUGGUUGACGGUUAUUUUUCAGACUGGAGACCCCUUACCAGCUGUGUUGCACAGGAAUCGCUGCUGAGUCCACGUUUGUUUGUAAUUUAUACAAUGAUUUAGAUGAGAAAAAAGAUGGUAUAGUUAGUACAUUUGUGGAUGACACCAAACUUGGUGACAUAGUGGACAGUGAAGAAAGUUAUCUAAGAUUACAAAGAGAUCUUGAUCAAUUAGGUCAAUGGGCUGAGGAAUGGCAGAUGGAAUUUAAUUUGGAUAAAUGCACGGUAUUGCAUUUUGGUAAAACAAACAAAAGCAGGACUUGCACAAUUAAAAGUAGGCCCUUGGGUAGCAUUGUAUAACAGGGAGACCGAGAGACUCUAGACACCUAAUUCUUUGAAGUUUGCGUCAUAUUUAAAUAGAGUGGUUAAGAAGUCGAUAAAUAAGCUUACCUCCACUGCUCAAUCCUUUGUGUAUGAAUUGGGUAGUCAUGUUAAGGUUGUACAGGACGUUGGUUUGGCCUCUUCCGGAGUACUGUGACCAGAACUGGACACCCUGUUAUAGGAAGGAUAUUAUUAAGCCGGAGAGGGUUCAGAAAAGAUUUACCAGAAUGUUGCUGGGAAUGGAGGGAUUGAGUUAUAGCGAGAGGCUGGAUGGGAUGGGACAUUUUUCGCUGGAGUGUGGGAGUUUGAGGCGUGACCUUAUAGAGGUUUAUAUAUUCAUUAAGGGUAUAGAUGAAGUGAAUGGCAGGUGUCCUUUCCCUAGUGGUGAGGGAUUUCAAGACUAAGGGGCAUAUUUUUAAGAUGAGAGGAGAAAAAUUUAAAAAAGACAUGAGGGGGAAAUUUUUUUACACAGUGUGGAUUGUAUGUGGAAUGAACUUCCAGAGGAAGUGGUGGAUACAAGUACAUUUACAGUGUUUAAAAGACAUUUGGAGAAGUACAUGAAUAGGAAAGGUUUGGAGGGAUAUGGGGCAGGAACAGGCAGGUGGGACAAGUUUAGUUUGGGAUUAUGAUUGGCAUGGACUACUGGACUGAAGUGUCUGUUUUUGCGUUGUAUGACUCCAGGACUCCAUCUAUGUCUGUCUGCAACCUCAUGUCGUCUUCACAUCAGAGUUUUCUAUCCAUCUUUAGCUACCUUCACCCCUGAUCUAAGUGAGUUCGGUAAGUUGUAAAAGGUUAGGUCGUGUAUUAGGCCCAACCAUCUCCAACAUGAGCAAGAGGUACAAUCAAAGAAUCCCUACAGGGCAGAAAGAGGCACCGACACUCUGAAGAGCAUGCCAUCCAGACUGUCCCCACCCCAUCCCCAUAACUCCGCAUGGGGUUUCUAUUGUGGCUAACACACCCAACCUGGGCAUCCCUGGACACGAUUGGGUUAUUUUUAGCGUGGGCAGGUUCGCUGGAUUGGCCAUCUUUGGACCAUGGAAGGAAAACUGAGCACCUGGAGAAAACCACACAGUCAUGAGGACAAUGUGCAAACCUCACACAAACGUUCACCCGAGGCUGGAAUCAAAGCUGCAUUCCUGGCACUGAGAGACAGCAAUGCUAACCACUGGGCUAACGUGCUGCCCAAAAUUACCUAGUGAAACCUGGAAUUGAACGAACAACCUUAAUAUCUUCAGGCUAAUAUAUUCCCAACUGAGCUAUUUCAGCAACAACAGAUACAGGGGAAUUAAGCUUUUUUUUCCCCCCAGAAUCAGUAGUUCUACACAGUCCUCUCCUGCUUACAAGUGGAAAUGAAGAUAAUCAAUUAUCUAAUUAUCUUUUUUACGUAAGCAUUUAAGGGCUUUGGGGAGAGAGAAGGGAAUUAGAGUAGAAAGUUGGCAUUGAUGCAAUAGGCAAAAUUACUCCUCUGUGCCACAAUGAAUCUAAGACUGAUUUCUACAACCUCUGCUCAUGACAUAACACUUGAGUCCAGGAAUCAUUUGAGGUAAAUCUGCACUGUUACCCCAGGAAGGUCCAAUCUCUCCUUCCUCAACUGUGGUACCCAGACAUAUCUUCUGGGGCUGCUCUGCACACAAUUUCGAAUUUCUUGGAGUUUUUCCGGUCAUACUGACUCGGAAACCUUUUCACAUAGACACAAUAAACAAACUUAUACCUUACAUGGUGAAAGGCCAAUUAUAGUGAGGUCUUUGUGAAUGGAGGGACUCUGUUAGCUAUCUGGUUGGAAUUGACAAUCUGGAAAUGAUUCCCAUUGAAUGUGCUGUAAAAAAAGAGUGGACAGAACGCAGUCCUCCCCUCUGUCCAGGGCACAAUCCUACAUUCCAGAUGGGCUCCUUACCGAACCUUGUCCUCUCCAACCACUUUUCUUUCUCUUCUCUUUUUUUUUUUCUUUUGACUGUUUGUUUGGUCUUUGGAGCUCGGUCGUGGAGACAGCGGCAUUGAUGGUUGGUCGAAGGCAGCUGGUCGCGAUCACCAACCUUGUGGCUUCCUCAAUGUCCAGAGCUGGACUCUGCAGCGAGAAUCUGACGCAGCAAUGGAGCAUGGCAGAGGAUGGGGCCAAAAAUGGGCUGGAUGACAGAAGCAGCAGCAGCAAAGGAUGGCCGCAGUGGCAGUCAUGGCCAAGGCCUAGUGUAGGUCGGCGGCUGCAGUCGGCUUCUAUGCCUAGGGAAGGGGAAAGCAUGCCCACUUGAAGUCAAGUUUGGACUGUCUGCAGGCUCAUGGCUUAAGGGAGGAAUGUAAUGUAUGGCUUUUUAACUUCACAGGUAUUUCUGUAUUUUUUUUCGUUUUUAUACUGAGAAGACUGUAGUGCCGAAGUUUUUGUUAUUUCUUUGUUUUUCAACUUCUGUAACUAAGAUUUUGUACCUGGGUACUUGUACCUAAGUUGCCACCGUGUGUGGGGACAUUGUUCACUUCUCACUGUCUCUUGUAGCCUGUACCUGAGAACACAUGACAAUAAAAGCUCAAUCUAAAACAA